GGCUGCUUCUGUAACGGCCGCUGAAUUUAAAAGUUUAAACGGGUGAGGGCGCGCGUUGCCCGGGAGCGGUGGUUGUGUGGAGUCCGGUGGUUGUUCUCCAGCGUAGCCGCAGCCUUCGGUCCGUCCCGGAGAUUCCGGGGCACCAUGGCUUCCACAACAAUCACAAUGGUGGACACUGAUAACAUGUUGAAGCAUUUUGGCGAGAAGCUCAAUGCUGUUAUUGAAGAUUUCAAAGAAAAUACAGUAUGGCUGAAAGAAAUCCAAGAAGAGGCUGAGAGGAUGUUUAUCAGUGAUUUUAGUGCAGAGCCUGAAUUGAUGCCAAAAACUCCUUCAGAGAGAAAACAGCGUAGGAGACGUCCAUCUGUGGCCUGUGAUCGCAAUAAGAGGUUUUCUAAAAGCAGAAAAAAUUUAAGACGCUCUUCAAUUCAGAGGAAGAAGCUGGGAAGUAGACUCUUAAAGGAAGAAGAUGGUGGCAGCAAUAAAAUUAUUGAGCAAACACAACCUAUGUGCUUGACCCGAUCAGCAGCACGUGCAGCAAUGAUAGCAAAUCAGGAAAAUGAAAAAAGCAGCAAGACUACUCUCGUUCCUGUGAAUGGUAGAAUGCCUUUGAUUGUACUGUCACCAAAUGACUAUAAGAAUGUGGAACUGCACCAAAAAAGUCAAGUGACAAACUUAGCCCAAACUCCACUCAUUUCUGAAGAUGUCAAAUUGUCCCAAAAGGCAUGCGAGGUAAAAUUUGAUCCUUCACGUGAAGUUGCUUUGGAAAUAUUGUCUCCUGCUGUCACUGUCGAGGUUGCCAGGAGCCCAAGUCGUACAGCAACCAAGGUGAAAAUAGCAGAGCCUAUUACUGAUGAAGAAAAUGGAAUGAAGAGGGUAUCUCCUUUAACUGCCCAGGAGUUGAAUAAUAUUAUGGAGGCAUCAGCUAAUGGUGAGAACUAUAUCUCUGAAAGUGAAAAUAAGGCUCUCCGCAGAUCAGUACGGAGGAGUGUUGCCGGUCGCCGGUCCAAGUGCAUUAGUUUGGCAGAUAAAUAUUCAGUGACUGUUCAACGAACUGUUAUGGUACAGAAAUCCAUGAGGAAACCAUCACGUAAAUCUAACAUUACAAGGAAGGGUAUGCUUGAAACUUCUGCUUCUAGCUGUCAAGACUGCGAUGACAAUUUAGAAGGAGUUGGUGAGAAAGAAUGUGAAAUCAAGAAGGCUUCUACAGAGGAUACUUCAAGAAUUGUUGAAGUGAUUUCUAGCAGCUCGCCUGAACUUGAGCAGCCAAAGGAGGAGAAACAGCCACACACAGUAAAUCCUGAAAAUCAAGAACGUAGAUGCACGCGGAAUGCUACAAAAAUUACCAUUGGCAAUCUAGAGAAUGAAGUAGAACCUACUACUAAGCCACAAUCUUCAAAAAGUUCACCAAGAAUUCAGAAAAAAGACAGCAGUAAUUCUGAUAAAUCAAGCUCUUCUGACGGCCAAAGUACUGGGCGGAAGCGAAGUUACAAGUAUGCAGUGGCAAAUGAUGAUUAUUCUGAGGAAUUGGAAAAAGAGGAUUCUCCACCAAGAAAGAAGACUCCUUCACCACACUUGGCAACCAAUAAGGUGGUUCGACCAAAACACAGAAGUUUCCUCCAUGCAGUCCAGAAGAAUCAAUUGCUGAUGACUCCUGUUUCAGUUAGCCGUACAGUGAUAAAGUCCUUCAUUAAACGUAAUACUCCACUGAAAGUUGAUCCCAAGGAACAGGAAAAACUCCGUCUAGAAAAUCUUAAGAAGAAACGGGAACAAGAAGAAGAAAGGAUACAGAAAGUGGAGGAACAGAAGAAGCGCAAAGUGGAAGAGUUUAAAAAGUAAGCGCAAAAGAUGUAGAAGGUGUUGUUGGAAACUCGUUCCCGAGUUCAACAGCAGGAGGAGGAGAAGAAAAAGAAAAUUGAGCAGAAGUUUGCUCAGAUUGAUGGGAAGAAUGCAAAGGUACGUGAAGAAAGAUUCGCUGAAGAAAAAGCAAAAAGAAAAGUAGCUGCCAAGAGGAUGGAGGAAGCAGAAGCUCGAAGGCGGCAAGAGGAAGAAGCUCGAAAACAGAAAUUACAACAGCUGGAGGAAGAACGGCAAGAAUUAUUGCAGCGCAAGAAGGAGGAAGAAUUGGAGCGUCAGCGUAAAAUGGCAGAAGCCAGGAAGGUUCAAGAACAACGGCAAGCUGAGCUGGAGAGAGAGCGGCAGCGUGAACGACAACUGGCUGCAGAAAGGGAGAGGGAAAGGAAGAGGGAACAAGAGAACAUUCAAGCAGAGAAAGAACGUGCACGCUUGGAGAAAGAGAGAGCCCUUCAGCUCCAGCGAGAACUGGAGCGAACAGCACGGGAGGAUGCAGCACUCCAGGCUGAGCGAGAAAAGGCUGAAAGAGAAAAGGAAAAGCUUUACAAAGAAGCACAAGAAAAACAAAAGCGGGAAGAAGAGCAAUUGGCAGAGUUGGAAAGGCAGCAUUUAGAAAAAGAGAAGAUUAGAAAGGAGCAGGAAGUAAAAGAACAACAAGAAAAUGAAAAGAGAAAACGUGAAAAUGAGGAAAGAAAAUGGAAGGAAGAACAAGACAAGAAAGCUGAGAAGGAGGCAGCAAGCAAAAAUAUACUGAAUGUGACUGUGGAAGUUCAUGUGACACACUCCACCUCAGACUCUUACACAAUGACUCCCAAUGCUAAAGUCAAGUUGCCAAAAGUAAAUUUGGAGGAUUAUGGAAUGGACUUGAACAGCGAUGACUCUACUGAUGAUGAGGGAGCACCACGUAAGCCAAUCCCUGCUUGGGCUAGUGGUAAAGAACUACAAAAAGCCCUCAUAAAGCAGUAUUACCAUCCUAUCGACCUGGACAAAUUCUUUGGUGCCAUUCAACCACCCAACCUCGAGACUAUCUUCAGUAAAAGCAAACCACGUUAUCUGAAACGCACUAGUUCUGCAGUAUGGCAUUCACCGCCUCUAUUGAACAGGAUUAAUGUACCCUAUGGCUUUAAGAAAUAUUGAACUUUUAUAUUUUACAGUAACAAUCCAAGUACUGUAAAAUGUGAAACUGUCUCUAUCCUCUGCUCAACUACUAUGAUAUCAUGAUUUUACUAUCUUGUCCAUCUGUCUGUCUUUGUAUAUGUAUAUAGCCGAUAAAGACUUUAAAUAGAAGAUCGGUCAUCUGCUUCUCGGGAACCUUUUUAUGUAUGAGUCGACUUUGAAGUAUUUUACAUCCUGGUAUGCAGGGACUCUUAUUUUUGUAUUUUAAAGACUCUAGUGUAUUGGGUGCCUUUUCAUAAAUUUUAAAUUCAAAUACAGCACAGUCCGAUAAGGUUGUUUCUGACUACAAUAAGGGGUCUAUGUGACAAGUCUCUAUUUGGACGAGGGUAGGAGAGAAAAGUAAUUAAAGAGAGAAAAGUAACCCAAAUAAUUAACUUCUAAAUUUGUGUGGCAAAUAGAAGCUGGGAUUGUGGCAUGAUUGUGCAAGAUGUUGAGACCCGUACUCUGCAUCUGACUGCACUCCUGACGGAGAGCUUGAUAUUUGAAGUGAGCCAAGUACUAGUCCCAAAGCUUCUUUAAUGGCAUAUUAACUAAUACUUGGGUUGUGCCAUACAUCUGGAAUAACAAGGCCCACUUCAAUUCAUGUUGAGUUAUGUUCGAGACAUCCCUGCAUGUUGAAAUCUGUUUUGCUCCCUUUCAGCUAAGCAUUAGGAAGAUGUUCAAAAUUCUGAUUCUUCUGUAGUUUGUGCACAUGAGGAUGUGUGGUAUAGUUUGAUUUUUUUUUAUUCUUCCCCACAAGCACCCUCACCUGCCGCUUAGAAUCUUGUGCACAGGAUGUUUGCUCGGAUAAGAUAUCUGAAGGUGCCCGUGGAAUCAUGCCCCAGCAAGAGUUGUCUCUUGGAUUAAGAGAAUAAUGGCAACAAAAAGCCUUUUGUGUUUCAGAUGCUACACCUGUAGCACUGCACAAUACUGUCAUUAUGAUGACUUCGGGAUGAGAAGCUGAGCUGUGUAUGAUGCCUUGUGUAGAAAGUCUGUCUCAGUCUGACAAGUGAUUUACUAGUUUAUUAAAAUCUUGUCAACAAGGGCUAUAUUAUGAUGAAAGUGUCUACUUUUUUAAUAAGUUGCUGAAUACUUUUAUUCGCUUUGUUUUUGUUAGCUUUAGUCCUUGAAGAUGCUAAAACUAAUGCUGUAUUCAUUGAAAUGCGACGAUGAGUAAAAGUGUAAGAUGAAAUGAUUAUUCUGGAGCAAAGAAACAAAAAUAGGCCAUUCAGCCCUUCUAACCUGCUCUGCCCAUCAGUUUCUCCUGAGUGAGAGACUCAUUACUCCCUCUCUACAACUUGGUAGAUGAGGUUUAAACCAAUUUGUUAAGUCUAGUCCCACCAUGGUUCUCGUGUAGUCUGGCCCAUUUGGACAGUUGUCUUUCGCCAGUGCCCCACUUCCCCCACACAAAUCUUUAGGUCAAACACUCGUCUCCUUGUUCUAAUUAAUGUGUCAAGUAGUUUGUGUUUAAUCAAAUGCCUUCAUGGAUGCUGGUAUGCAGUUAGAGAACAGUCAUUUAUCUCUAGCAUCUGGAUUCAAAUUUAAUUUGAAAUGGGUGUGUUCUGCUGCUAUUGAAGUACAGAUUCCUUUUUAGUAUUGCACCUCCAACUUGAGUAUGUACCAUUUUAUGAAAAUAUAAAUUAUGUUAAAGGGGUUAAUUCCCAUUAUAACACAUGUGAAUCAAAUCACUGUUGUGCAGCAAUAGAAUUUUUUUUGGUAUUGGUGCAAUUUUGUUUUAAUUCAAUACUGAUUAACCAGCAACAUGUAUAACCACUUGAUGUUCUUUACAGUUCUGAGCUCCACAGCCCAUGACUGCCCGUACAUGAUUGGGUAGAACAGUAGAAUGGGAGAAAAAUCCCAGUCUUCAAUCCAGACUAUGUAAUUUAUAUUUAAUUGGGGUUUUUUUUGUUUCGAAGAUCUGCAUACCUGCCACACACAUUGACAUUGUUUAGAAUUUGUUUUUUAAAUGCAUCAAUUAGCUUAAAUAGUAGUAAAGUUAUCAGCAUAAGAACUACAAAUGAACAUUAAAACUGAGUUGAUGAAAAUCAGGAAACAACAAUGCUGUUACUGUUAAUCACACAUUCAUAGAUGUAAGUACACCCAUGUGGGAAGUAAGAUGCUAACAGUUUGAAUUUGGAAGACCUUAACUUGUCUGUAAAGCAUUUGGGAAUAAAAACAAAAUUGGGACUCUUAAGUAGCAUUAACCAUUGUUAUUCAAAUCAGAAUGAAAUGUUACUGCAAGAGGGUUUUUUGGGAACAUUACCAGACAGCUCCAAAGCCUAUUAUCUAAUUGGUGAAAAAGGGAUAAUGAUGUGGAUAUGCAUAUCAAAUGCCACCAGAAUUGCAACUCAAUGCUGUUUAAUGCAGGACACUACUGGAAGUGUAAAAGCUAUCAUCUCGAGUAGACAAAAAUGUGUAUAAACCGUGUAUGGAUAACCAGCUUUAGAUGAAAUGGACCAGCAAUUGUUGCUCUCUUGGAAUCUUUGUGCCAUUUAUGAUAGUGUAUUGAGUGGGUGAAAAAAUAUGUAACCUGAUUUGUAAAAUUUUUAUGUUGAAAAAUGCUUUGACAUUGUAAAUUCUUGUAGCUUAUGAAUAGCCAUAACAAGCCAAGUAGGCUGGUUCAGUAGGGGGCAUGACUUUGAGACAUACUUGAGGAAAUGUUACAAUUUAAGAGUUGACUUGUACAUGUUUCCAUCUCAAUUUGUAUAGCCUUUGUUCCAACAACUUAUCAACAUAUGAAAUUGAGGUUAUUCAUCAGCAUUAGUAUCUAACUUAUUGUGAAAAGAGCUAUUGCUCACCCUUGAGCUUCACA
Pristis pectinata (smalltooth sawfish) is the source of this 5818-nucleotide messenger RNA. It is a transcript of the gene incenp, whose product is annotated as inner centromere protein. Gene Ontology annotation, cellular component: midbody; kinetochore; meiotic spindle midzone. The record is from RefSeq and is a predicted model, not a curated record. The transcript has 19 exons. Lineage: Eukaryota; Metazoa; Chordata; Chondrichthyes; Rhinopristiformes; Pristidae. Gene Ontology annotation, molecular function: protein serine/threonine kinase activator activity. Gene Ontology annotation, biological process: positive regulation of protein serine/threonine kinase activity; metaphase chromosome alignment; mitotic cytokinesis.